Messenger RNA from Pisolithus orientalis, 823 nucleotides. Its product is annotated as permease for cytosine/purines, uracil, thiamine, allantoin-domain-containing protein. Bases 251 to 730 code for a protein of 159 amino acids. Gene Ontology annotation, molecular function: nucleobase transmembrane transporter activity. Gene Ontology annotation, cellular component: plasma membrane. The record is from RefSeq and is a predicted model, not a curated record. NCBI's taxonomy places the organism in Eukaryota, Fungi, Basidiomycota, Agaricomycetes, Boletales, Pisolithaceae. The transcript has 5 exons. Gene Ontology annotation, biological process: transmembrane transport; nucleobase transport.
UUUCCGUAAAGGGCAGGUAGUUCCCUGGUGGCGGGCUACCCUGUUGUACAUUUGUCUUGUGUUCGCGGACCUCGAAACUGGCUUCAAGUUUCACAUGGUUCAUGGCCAAUAGGGUAGCAUCCUGUUGGACGAUCGACUAUGAAUAUCCACUUAGUUCGUGGAUUUCGCUUUACAUAGUAUUGUAAACCUAUCACAAUGCUGGAGCAAAGGGACUGCGACUGGUCCCUAUCGAAAGAUAAGCGGCCUCCAAAUGUCGCUGAAAGGGGUUGCCGUGGACUUCGCUGCAAGUCUUAAAGCGCCUCGACAUGAUCCCAAGCUUAGCUCUUCUCGACAGCCCAAUACUGUAAGUGGUCCGAUUGUAAUCCUCAUAGCUCAUCGGCGGACCAAUCCCGGGGACCUUUUGGCCGUUAUCGUGGAACAGAGGACAUGGUAUAGCUACGACUACGCUCCAUUCUGGGUUGUGGAUCUGUUUAAUAUCAAUAGAUGGAUGAUCGUAUCGUCCAUGAUACAACUAGGCAUGUCAUGGUGGCAAGCCUGGAUUUGCGUCUGGCUGGGGUAUGGAAUAGCCACACCGUUCCUCGUGUUGAAUGCGCGUCCAAGUGCUGUACUCCAUGUUACAUUCCCUGUCGUUAACCGUACGAGCUUCGGCAUAUUUGGAAGCCUGUGGUGUAUCUCUAAUCUGGGCGUAGUGUGUGGUGCCCCAUAUGGUAUGGUGUGCAGUCUAGCAUAGGAGGAACCUGUGUCCUUGUUAUGCUGCGGAUUAUAUGGCCCAGUGUGAAUGAUAUAGCUAAUUCAAUGCCAGCCUCUUCGGAGAUAAACACUC